Messenger RNA from Striga asiatica, 2164 nucleotides. NCBI's taxonomy places the organism in Eukaryota, Viridiplantae, Streptophyta, Magnoliopsida, Lamiales, Orobanchaceae. The record is from the annotation of a GenBank genome assembly.
GUUGUGGCCCAUUAUUUUAUCAGUGACACAUCCCAAAAAAUUAUAAAUAAAUAUAAAACAGGCAAAAAAAGAGAAGAGAGUAAUAAAAUCCCGAAUUUUGAAAAGGUAAAAAAGGGCGUAAAAGGAUUCCCAUAGCCUGCAAGCUGCACUUCAUCUUAAUCAGAGCUCACCUUUCUGAAAUAUUUAACUAUUGAUCCAAUCAUCACGAUGAGGCUCGCAGCUAUGUUUUCGAGGGCAGUAAGGCUUUCGCUUGUCAAGCUACCGUCUCCGCCGCCUGCGGCGGUGGCGGCGCCGAAACCCGUCAGACGCUUCUCCACCGGAAGAGGCGCCUUCACGCCCAACCCGGUCGCCCUUGAGAUGAUAAAAUACGCCGCAUCUCUCGCUCGCGAGCAGAAAACAGAGGAAUCGUAUGCGCGAGGUUUACUGGUACUGGAGCAGUGCGAGUCGAUUCAGCCCGAUGGAAAUUCCAAGGGUUUGGUUGAGCUUGCUCGUGCGACGUUGUUGUGUGAAAAGGGGUCCCAUGAGAGAGCUAUUGAGGGAUUAGGAAAAAUUCAAGAUUUAAACCUGUCCUCUAUUGCUAUUAAAGUUGCUGCUUCUGAAGCUCUGGUGGGAAUUUAUCUAGAACAUUAUCGAGAGGAUGCUGCAUCAGCAGUUGCUGAUUUGGCUCUGCAAACUUUAGAAACAAUCAGACUAGAAAUCGGUGAUGGGGGUGGGUUUGAGGUUCUGGAGGCCCGCAUCAGGGCACUAAAAGGUCUUAUCGAGCUUAUAUGCGGUAAUCUUGAUUCGGCACAGUCAAUCUUUGAGGGUGCUCAUGGAGAGGGAUAUUUUGUUGGCAAUGCUAAUGCUGCCCUGUGUUACGGUGAAUAUCUUCAUGGCACACGGAAAUUUUCGAGUGCGAAGAAGUUGUAUACAACAGUAAUUCAGUCUUUGUCUCAGAUCAAGGAUUUUUCUGACCCGAACAACUUUGGAGCUUGUAACAUGACCUCAGAGGAGGUUUCAAUUGCAGCUGCUUGUGCAUUAGGACAGCUCGAGGCUCAUAUGGGAAACUUUAGUGAUGCAGAGGAGAUUCUUACUGCAGCACUGAAGAAAAUGGAAGAACACUUUGGCCCUCAUCAUCCCAAGAUUGGUGUCGUUUUGACCUGCAUUGCACUCAUGUAUCGACUGAAAGCAACUGCCGAGCGCUCGAGCUCCCUUUUGGUUCAAGAGGGGCUUUUCAGAAGGGCACUCGAGUUGCUUAAAGCUCCUCCAUUGGAUGUUGAUGGUGCAAGUGAAAAUAUUCGCAGAAAGGAUAUAAUUACACUUGCAAGAGGUGGAUAUGCAGAAGCACUUGCAGUGCAACUGUCGAGAAAAGUAGAAGCUGAGAAGUUGAGAAAAUGGGCGGAGGGUUGUUGGGGAAAUCGAUGGAUUCCACUUGGAGAGGCACUUGAACUAACCGAAACUUCAGCUAAGUUCUUAGUCAUAGAUACUCGGAUAUGUCGGGCAGUCUAAUUUUCCGUGUGUAUAUAUGUACGUCAAACGGCUUCAUAAUUUGCAGUUUUUGCAUCUCUUGUAGAAAGCUAGACUCCAAUAAGCCAAAAUCUGUAUUUUGGAUGUACCAAAACUAAAACAGUAUUACAUACUGAUAAAUUCAAUUCCAGUAAAUUAUGGUGAAAGAUUAAUAACAGAAUCAAUUGAAAUUUCAUUUUGCAAAAUACAUAAAACGGAGAUCAUAUGAUGAUUUUGAAUGAGCUUUUACACAUUAACCCUCAAUACAACAGUCCAAUUUAUUAUUCCUACACUCACCAAAACAAACACAGAAAAUUACAUGAAAAUCAGCAAAAAUGAAGAAUAAUUUUCAGUUCAUAUCCCACAAACCAAGUUCUUACAUCUUCCUCUUUCGACCUGAUUUCAGCUCAAAAAGGUCCACUUUCAACACGGUCACAGGGCUUAAAGGGCCAUGCCAGUAAUUUUUCACACGAACGAACCUUUCGUGAUCUUGCACCAUUAGUUUCGCUAUCAUCCUUCGACACUUGAUCAAAUCAUCCUUAUGAUCUUGAGGGAUGAAAGCUUCUAUAUUUGCAAGUGGAGCCAUUUUUGUAGAUGGCAAUAAAUGUUCAACUGUACUUCUCACUGCAGAUGUUGCCACAACACAAUGCUUGAACUCCAAGAACUCAGGAUCUGAAUG